AUGGAGUCAUCAAAAGAGAGAACCCAUUACGUUCAAGAAUCAUCAGAUGAUCAUUCACCGAUAGAAGAAGUUAGACUAGUAGUACCAGAAACAGAUGACCCAUCAAUACCCGUAAUGACGUUUAGGGUAUGGUUUUUAGGUACACUUUCGUGUACCAUACUCAUAUUUUUAAACACAUUCUUCACUUAUCGUGCUCAACCAUUAACAAUAUCAGCCAUCUUGAUGCAAAUAAUAGUAUUGCCCAUUGGUAAAUUUAUGGCAUCGGUACUUCCAAAAAGGAAUAUAAUAAUUCUCGGCAAAAGUUUUAGUUUAAAUCCUGGACCUUUUAAUAUGAAAGAGCAUGUUAUUAUCACAAUCUUUGCAAACUGUGGUGUUUCUAGUGGAGGUGGUGAUGCUUAUUCUAUUGGUGCUAUUACUGUCAUGAAAGCUUAUUAUAAACAAAGCUUGAACUUCCUUUGCGCUCUUCUUAUUGUCUUGACUACUCAGAUAUUGGGGUAUGGAUGGGCAGGGAUGUUGAAGAGGUUUUUGGUUGAUCCAGCUGAAAUGUGGUGGCCAUCAAACCUUGCUCAAGUUUCUUUGUUCAGAGCUCUCCAUGAGAAGGAAACCAAUUCCAGGGGCCUAACAAGAAUGAAAUUCUUCCUCAUUUUCAUGGGGGCAAGUUUCGCUUACUACGCUUUCCCUGGUUAUCUUUUCACAAUGUUGACAUUCUUUUCUUGGGUAUGCUGGAUAUGGCCCCAUAGCAUUACUGCUCAUCAGGUUUUUUCUGGUAAAAAUGGACUUGGUAUAGGUGCUUUCACUCUUGAUUGGGCAGGAAUUUCAGCUUACCAUGGUAGUCCACUUGUUACACCAUGGGUUUCAAUACUCAACAUUGCAGUUGGAUUCAUCAUGUUCGUUUACAUAAUCAUUCCUCUCUGUUAUUGGAAAUAUAAUACUUUUGAUUACAGAAGGUUUCCAAUGUUUUCGAAUAAACUUUUCACUCAUACUGGUCAAAUCUACGAUACCAGCAAGAUCCUGACACCACAAUAUGAUCUUAAUAUUGCGGCUUAUGAAAAUUAUGGCAAGUUAUAUCUCGGCCCAUUAUUUGCUCUUUCUAUUGCGUCCGGAUUCGCAAGAUUUUCAGCUACUAUCGUUCAUGUUGCUCUCUUUCAUGGAAGUGACAUUUGGAAACAGACUAAAUCAGCAUGGAACAAGGUGAAUGUGAAAUUAGACAUACAUGCAAAACUAAUGAAGGCUUACGAAGAAGUUCCUCAGUGGUGGUAUCUCAUUCUCUUGGGAGGAAGCAUUGGUUUGUCUUUCUUAAUGUCGUUCAUUUGGCCAAAAGAUAUUCAGCUUCCUUGGUGGGGGAUGCUUUUCGCAUUUGUAUUGGCUUUUGUCGUUACCUUACCCAUUGGAGUCAUCCAAGCAACUACUAACCAACAACCUGGAUACGACAUAAUAGCCCAAUUUAUGUUUGGUUAUAUCCUACCAGGAAAACCCAUUGCUAGUCUUCUUUUCAAAAUAUAUGGCCGUAUCAGUACUGUUCAUGCACUCUCGUUUUUGUCGGAUCUGAAACUUGGUCACUACAUGAAAAUCCCACCUAAGUGUAUGUACACCGCGCAGCUUGCUGGAACAAUUAUAGCUGGUGUAGUCAACCUUGGUGUUUGUUGGUGGAUGCUUGAUAAUAUCGAAAACAUAUGUGUAGAUGAUGCUCAACAUCCCGAUAAUCCAUGGACUUGUCCAAAAUACAAAGUCACCUUCAAUGCUUCUGUUAUAUGGGGUCUGAUCGGACCAAACAGAUUAUUCGGAGCUGGUGGAAUGUAUCAAAACUUGGUGUGGUUGUACCUCGUUGGAGCUAUUUUGCCAGUACCAAUUUGGGUGAUGAGCAAAAUCUUCCCCGAGAAGAAAUGGAUUCCAUUGAUCAAUAUACCGCUGAUAUCGUAUGGAUUCGCUGGCAUGCCUCCAGCAACUCCUACAAAUAUUGCUUGUUGGCUAAUCACAGGGAUGAUAUUCAACUACUUUGUGUUCAAGUACAGGAAAGGGUGGUGGAAGAAAUACAAUUACGUUUUGUCGGCAGCAUUGGAUACUGGAACAGCCUUCAUGGGUGUGCUACUGUUCUUCGCACUACAAAAUGAGAAAGUGAAUUUAAAGUGGUGGGGGACCGAGCUUGAUCACUGUCCCUUAGCUACUUGCCCAACCGAACCUGGUAUUGUGGUUAAAGGGUGCCCAGUUUUUUAG
This is a messenger RNA of Papaver somniferum (opium poppy), 2214 nucleotides long. Its product is annotated as oligopeptide transporter 3-like. The record is from RefSeq and is a predicted model, not a curated record. Bases 1 to 2214 code for a protein of 737 amino acids. Lineage: Eukaryota; Viridiplantae; Streptophyta; Magnoliopsida; Ranunculales; Papaveraceae. The transcript is spliced from 6 exons. Gene Ontology annotation, molecular function: oligopeptide transmembrane transporter activity. Gene Ontology annotation, biological process: transmembrane transport.